Messenger RNA from Esox lucius (northern pike), 1374 nucleotides. Its product is annotated as ankyrin repeat domain-containing protein 66. Gene Ontology annotation, molecular function: protein binding. The record is from RefSeq and is a predicted model, not a curated record. The transcript has 4 exons. The coding region runs from base 92 to 673 and encodes 193 amino acids. NCBI's taxonomy places the organism in Eukaryota, Metazoa, Chordata, Actinopteri, Esociformes, Esocidae.
UGAGAUCUGAGGUCCUGAUUUUCUACAACAUGUGUUCUAUUCCUGGACUACCAAUACCAGGAUCCCAAGUAUCAGUUCUCAUCACAAGGAAAUGACAGAGUUGCACCAAGCAGCAGCUGCUGGAGACUUUGAUCUGGUAAAGGAGAUCCUGAAGAAGAAUAAAUGCAACCCUAAUCAUAAAGACAUAGAUUGGAACUACAAGACACCGCUUCACUGGGCAGCAACUAAAGGACAGACAGAGACUGUUAGGAUUCUGGUGGAGCACGGCGCCAGAGCCUGUCUGAGAACUGAUAGUGGAUGGACAGCUGCCCACUUUGCAGCUGAGGCGGGGAGACUUGGAGUGCUGCGGCUGCUCCACUCACUCCACUGCCCUGUAGAUAAAGAGGACCGCUGUGGGGACAGACCAGUCAGGAUAGCACAAGUCUACGGACACAUUGACUGUGUUCGCUUCCUUGAAAAGGCAGAGCUAGAGUGCAGGGCGUACCGCCAGAUGGCAGUGUUGAAAGGUUUUCCCCUGGACGACACAGACGAGGAAUGGGAGGAGCAGAAAAGAGAGGAAGAACUAAAGAGGACUGCAAACCAACACAGGGGGUUAAAAAAGCUCAUUAACAAAAAACAUAUUGGGGAAAAUGCCACAGAAACAGUUAAUAUAAUGUACUCAAAACAAAUGUAGAACAAGUACUAGUUCCAUUUGGGCAGAAUAACUCUCAUUUGGGCCCUUGUGUGCAAUUGACAAAUAUAAAUGUAAUCCUUUAUUUUAAUUACAUGUGUUAAAUUAUGUAGAUGAUUUAAUUUGAUAUUAUAAAAAAAACAAAUUAUGUUCACACGGAAUACAUUUUUAACAUUAAUUACUAUAAUAACAUUCACCAUUCUACAUAAGUACAGUAUAGCUCUUCUACUUAUAAAAUGUUGCUAUAGAAGUAAAUUUUUUAUUACUAGACAUUAUUCAUUAACAACAGAACAAAAGGACCAAAAAAUAUGUUACAGAAGUAAAUGAGGUGUACUUGCCAACUUGUUUACAAUAAAAAGUGUAUGACUUUAAAAUUGGGAUAGCCAAACCAUGUGAAACAAUUUUGUUAUAGGGUUAAUUAAUGCCAAUUACACAUUAUACGGUAACUGGUAUAAUCAUAGUCAAUAAACAUUGGAUAGCUAAGGCACGUGAAACAAAUUUGGUUUAGUUUAGGGUUAACUAAAUCUAAUUAUACAACUCAUGUUAAUUUAAUGUAGUCAUUAUCAUUAAAAGUUCACACAUUUUUUAUUGGGAUCACCUAAAUGUGAAUGAAAGUUUGUUUUGUCUCUGGAAUCUACUUUUAUAGGGUUAAUAUGAUGUCUAAUAGUAUAGUUGAUCACUUGAACGCUGUAAGACAUACGUCU